Messenger RNA from Vombatus ursinus (common wombat), 477 nucleotides. RefSeq lists its product as uncharacterized. NCBI's taxonomy places the organism in Eukaryota, Metazoa, Chordata, Mammalia, Diprotodontia, Vombatidae. The transcript is spliced from 2 exons. The record is from RefSeq and is a predicted model, not a curated record. The coding region runs from base 1 to 477 and encodes 158 amino acids.
AUGUCCUGUGAAUGUGCAGGACACAGCAAGGGUGUCCGUUACAGCUCCAUGAUGACCACCAGCACUUCCAAGGACUCGGAGGAGAGAGCCAUGGAUUCUAUGCUGGUGACCUCCACUCCAGCGUCUGGGACCUUCUCCCACGUCUUCGGUCAGCAGUGCCAACUCAUGGAGGCAGCUGUGCAGUCCUUACAUACCUUAAAUGACCAGAUCUCCCACUUUGUGGUCACCAAGGCGAAGACCCUAGAGGAGGAUAAAGACCCCUUUCUACCCACAGAAAAAGAAUCUCUGAAGAACUCAAUGACAUUGAUGAGACAUCUCCUAAUGGAUGCCCAGGUACAAAGCACCAAGGGAAAGCCUUUGCUGGAACUUUUGGUGUGUUUAUUCCCCACUCCCCUUCCCCCACUGUCUGAAUGGGGGAGGAAGCUGUUCUCUGGGCAUCUGAUCUGUGGGAACAAGCCCAACUCUCAUAUUCAUUGA